AUGGAGCUGAAAGAGAAGGAGCUGAAGAAGAAGAUGGUUGCCGCGUUAGCGGAUGCCAAGAUAAAAAACUCUUCGAAGGAGAAGUCCUCUAGUUCGGUUGCUCCCCCGGAGGGUGAAGGUCGCGAAGUGAUCACACUUCCCGAUAGCGACGUAAGCGCCGAGUCUCCCGCCGCUCGUCCAACUCCGGGAGAUGGCCAGGCCAGUGAGCCGAAGAAACGGAAGGCCGUCGAACCUGCACGCCCGGUACGUGCAAGCUCAAGGCUCCGCACCGAGGAGAAGCCCGCUGAGACCCCUGCCUCGAAGGGAUCUUUGCCUGCGACCCCGAGUCCUGCCGACCCGAAAGUGACCCCGAGGCGCGAACUUCCGUGUAACUUACCUACUAAGAGGCCUAUAUAUUUUUUACUUAAACCUCCUUGGUCUAAUACUACUACCUUGCUCGCAGCUCCGCCGAAAUCCCUAGCCGACAUGAUGCGGAGCGUCAGCCGACCUGGAGCUCGGGUUCCUGCCUUUAAGGACAUGUCCGUAAACAACCAGGAGGACUACUUACGCUUUGCUGAGAAAAUGUUGUUCGAGUUUAACAGCUCGGUGGCUCAUUACGAAGAGCAACUCUUCGUCAGUCCCUCAGCCAGCGAAAUAGGGGUUUUACAGGCCCGGAUCUCCGAACUCGAAAAGGAGGUGAAGAAGCUCAGGUCCUCGGAGGCCUCUAACCGUGCCGAAGUGGAGAAGGCGGUUAAAUUCAACAAGAGGCUUAGAACCGUCGAGGGUGACCUGCAGAUCGCCGAGUCAUCCCUGGAGACUUGCCAGGAUAAGCUCCAACUGGCCGGUGAGCUGUACCUAAAGGCGACCACUGCCGAAACGGAGGCGAAGCAAGAGCUUCAGGAGAUCAAACUUCGGAAUCAGCUUCUGGAAGCGGGUAACAGCUCUGAGAUGGAGAGGGUAAGGAGAGAGGAGCGAAGGAAGACGCGGGCCGAGCUUCGGAGCACAAUUGAUCAGAUCGGGGCCUAUCUCUUGGAGCAUGACCGCAUGAUUCCCCAUGCAAUCCGGGCUGCUGAGAUCACCGCCAAUCGAAUGCAGGUGGAGGAGAUCGAGAGGGGAGAAAUCGCCGAUCUGAAGGAGGAGCUUGAAACUCUGAAGGCUGACGAGCUAACUGCCCAACUCGAAGCCGAAAAGGUAAAGAAUUUAACCUUCGACCCUACGUCCUUCACUGCUUUACUGGCAGACACUCCCCCCGAACUCGGGCCGGAUCCUGCUCCUACCACCCUAAUGAUCGAGGAGCCCGCUACUGACCCCCCUGCUGUGCCGAACCAGGAACUGGAGGCGAUCAAACCGGGCCUUAGCAAGGAGGUGCGCGAGAUGUCCACCCCUGAGAGUGGUGGAGCUCUCGUAGGCAAACCGGCCGGCCCUUCGUCAGCUCGCUCCGGAGAUUGUACCGCGGAUCCUGAACUCAACUAA
Capsella rubella is the source of this 1452-nucleotide messenger RNA. Its product is annotated as protein MLP1 homolog. The record is from RefSeq and is a predicted model, not a curated record. The coding region runs from base 1 to 1452 and encodes 483 amino acids. Lineage: Eukaryota; Viridiplantae; Streptophyta; Magnoliopsida; Brassicales; Brassicaceae. The transcript has 2 exons.